Messenger RNA from Ostrea edulis (European flat oyster), 2668 nucleotides. RefSeq names its product glutamate receptor ionotropic, delta-2-like. Bases 81 to 2501 code for a protein of 806 amino acids. Gene Ontology annotation, cellular component: membrane. The transcript is spliced from 13 exons. Gene Ontology annotation, molecular function: glutamate-gated receptor activity. Lineage: Eukaryota; Metazoa; Mollusca; Bivalvia; Ostreida; Ostreidae. The record is from RefSeq and is a predicted model, not a curated record.
AACAGUUCCACUGGUGUAGCGCUAUCGGGCCGCUUAUGACAACUCCGAAGUCUCUACUCUGUUGACAUGUCCCUGUUAAGAUGUUCUUCGAAAUUGUUGUCAUUUUCAUCUUUCAAAGUGAUAUAGGCCAAGGAAGAUAUGGCGUAGGUGUUUUCUACGAUUUGUCCGAGUGGUCAACAGACGACCUACCCAAUAUCAAUGCUACCACUGGCACAGUCAUACCUUACCAUUAUUCCUUCGAAGGAAGUGACGUUUUUAACAUCACACAGAGAGUAUGUGACUUAUCUGGAAACGAGAUCUUAGGAUUCAUUACCUUCACCUCCUGCAACAAAGGCGACGUUAUCAACUACCACGCACAAUUACUUAAUUUACCUAAUGUCCUCGUCACCAAAGAAGAUGAACCAUGUAUUACGUCAUCUUCGCAACCAACGCUCGCGCUUCUUCCAGACUGUCGUCUGAUGAAUAGAGCAUAUGCUUCUGUUGCAAUGCAUAAAACUUGGAGAUCGGUCAACGUACUCUAUGAUGAAUUUUACGAUGAGUAUUGUAUCCAAGAUUUGGUGGACCAUUUCAGUUCUUUCUCAAUUUUUUCAACUGUAAUACACGUUUCUAAGGGCAGCGAAAUUGAAGCUUCAUUCUCAUUUUUGAACAUUGAGAAAGCGACAGUAAUCUUCACGGUUCUAGAUGUGAAUAGAACGGUAGAUCUGAUAUCAAAGGCCAAUUCCUUUGGGAUGUUCGCUAGACAGUUUUACUGGGUGAUGAAUAUUGAUUUCAAUAUCUUAUGGAACACUUACGCAUUGCAAAAUGGACAUGUUCUUACUGUCUCGACAAAUAUGGGUCCCAAAACUGAUGUGAGAGUAUCCAGUGCCAUCCUGACUGAUGUCAUUUCCGCCUACGGAUAUAGUUUGGAGUUAAUGUUAAAAUCUAACUCGUCAUACUCCAUAGGGAAAUAUGACUGUAACGACAACAGACCAACCACGGGCGGUAGACACUUGCUUCAAAGCCUGGUAAAGAAUUUGAUACAAGGAUCUUUGGGAACAUUGGCAUGGACCCUCUAUGGUGCCCAGGAUAGCACUGUGUAUAUCUAUAGUAGUCAAACUGGACAUAACACGUUUACAAAGGUAGCCACAUACAAGUACACAACUGGGUUCCACGCAGACGACUCGAGAUUAUUCAAGAACGUGUUUAAGGACUUCGGUAACAGAACCUUGAGAGUUGUUUCCUGGACAAGUACACCGUUCACAAUCAGAGGUAUCAGAGCCAACAACCAAAGUUAUUACUAUGGAUUUUGUUACGACAUCUGGGAUGAAUUUGCCAAAGUGUUCAACUUCAGAUAUGUGAGCAUUGACUCCAUAGACGGAACUUACGGAGGACCAACUGAUGACGGCAAGAACGGCACGGGGAUGGUGGGAAUGGUUAUGAGAGGGGAAGCGGAUGUCGGGAUUGGUCCGUUUACGGUAACCGCCGCCAGAGAGACGGUUAUUGAUUUUUUGACGCCGUUUCAAGAGGAGGGUGUGGGUAUUAUAAUGAGAAAAUCUGACGACACAACCGGUCGGAUGUUCCGGAUGUUCCUACCGUUUCAACCUAAUUCUUGGAUCGCCACUGCAAUGUCCAUCGUGGUUACUGGGUUUAUUUUAUCCUUGGUGUCUAUUUUGAGUCCGUACACUCGGAAAUCUGAUAAGCCGUGGUACAAAAAUGUGUGGCUUGCCUUUGGAGCCUUUUUUGGUCAAUUGGGUGGUGAUUCGACAACCACUUCCGCUUCCGGACGAGUGGUUCUGGGUAUUUGGUGGAUUUGUACAAUAUUGCUGCUGCAACUGUAUACAGCCAACUUAGCCGCUUAUCUAACGAUACCUCCUGCUAAGUCUCCAAUUAAAAAUAUCGAACAGUUGGCUGCAUCGUCUGAAUAUAAACCACUCGUGAAAACAGGAUCGAAUCUCGAUUUUCUUUUUAAGGGAGCAAAGAGUGGAGUAUACAAACAAAUUAGAGAUAAAAUGGAUGGCAUGCCAGUAAUUAAAACAACGGAAGCAGGAUAUAAUUUGGUUCAGACUGGCAAAUAUGCAUAUAUGACAGACGUAUCGCAACUUAGGUACAAAAUAUUAAAAGAUUGUGAAAAUUUACUUAUUCCUGAAGAGACUUUUCACAAAGCAGGUCUGUCCUUCAUCGUCAGAGAUGAUGCUGAAUUCAAAACAGCGUUCAAUAUGCAUAUGAUCAGGAUGAUAGAAGCUGGUUUAAUUGCCAAGUUUCAUUCAAAAUGGUGGCCCCGCGUAAGCGAGUGCGACGCACACAACUACGUGAAGACUGCUACAGAAUUACAGAUUGACAGCAUGGCGGGAAUUUUCAUCGUCUAUGCCGCCUUCACUGGACUUGCAAUAAUAUUUUUCAUGGCGGAAAUAUUUUUCUUCCAUCUCAUUCAGCCUUGUUUAAAAGAUAAGAAAAGUGAGGUGACUGAAGUAAAAAAGAACAAUGAGUCUUCUGAUGAAAAUGACUCAAACCACUCCUUAUAAGUAAUGGCAUGUUCUCAUACUUUGAUUUUCCAAUGGGUACGAAGAGUGACUACUUAGGGAAAAAGGUCGCCGGUGAUUUUAAUCCAAAUUUUGUUUUCACUAUGACAGGAUCCAAUGAUCUGUUUCCAUCGUAUUUAAAAUGUUCAACAAUACAACUUGUAAAUUAU